This is a messenger RNA of Hordeum vulgare subsp. vulgare (domesticated barley), 1233 nucleotides long. RefSeq names its product myb-related protein MYBAS2-like. Gene Ontology annotation, cellular component: nucleus. Gene Ontology annotation, biological process: regulation of DNA-templated transcription. The transcript has 5 exons. The record is from RefSeq and is a predicted model, not a curated record. Gene Ontology annotation, molecular function: sequence-specific DNA binding; DNA-binding transcription factor activity. Lineage: Eukaryota; Viridiplantae; Streptophyta; Magnoliopsida; Poales; Poaceae. Bases 16 to 969 code for a protein of 317 amino acids.
UUCCGAGACUCGAUAAUGGCUGACAAAAAAGGUGAGAUGGUGUCCUCUCUGCCAAUGAUAAUGGCUUACAAAAAGGCCAAUACUGCUUUUCAUAUCAAGAGGACAGAAAAAGAAAACCAAGGAAACCAGAUAGAGACUUCACCAAGAUUCCCAUUUCCAAUCGCAAGCAAGAGACUGGAGUUCAUCAAGGAUCCCGUCCUGAAACUGGAGCCCACAAGCACUCAAAGGAAGAAGAGCAAGAAGACGGGCUCCCAGCCGAUACAAGUGAGAGAAGAGACACGCAAAGGGCCAUGGACAGAGCAGGAGGACAUGCAACUGGUAUGCACUGUCCGUUUGUUCGGUGAACGCCGUUGGGAUUUCAUUGCCAAAGUAUCAGGCCUCAACCGCACAGGAAAGAGCUGUCGCCUCCGGUGGGUCAACUACCUCCACCCUGGCCUCAAGCGUGGACGCAUGACUCCUCAUGAAGAACGCCUCAUCCUUGAGCUACAUGCUCGGUGGGGAAACAGGUGGUCCAGGAUAGCACGGAAGCUGCCAGGGCGUACCGACAAUGAGAUCAAGAACUACUGGAGAACACAUAUGAGGAAGAAAGCACAGGAGAGGAAGAGGAACGUGUCACCCUCAUCAUCUUCAUCCUCAGUGACAUACCAAUCCUGUCAGCCACAGACGCCAUCGAUCAUUGGAAUUGGCGACCAGGAGCUUCAUGGUGGCAAUAGCUGCAUCACAAGCAUACUGAAGGGCACGCCUGGUGACAUGGAUGGAUACCUCAUGGAUCAGAUAUGGAUGGAGAUUGAGGCACCCUCUGGGGUCAACUUUCAUGACGGGAAGGAUAAUUCAUACAGCAGCCCCUCUGGCCCUCCGCUAACAUCACCGAUGUGGGAUUACUACAGCCCUGAGUCAGGAUGGAAGAUGGAUGAGAUAAAAAUGGCCCCACAAGUUGGUCACAGUAAAGGAAUUGGCCCCAGUUAUUGAAGCCAUAUAUAUUGCAUCAGAUUACUAAGUUACUUGCAACCUAGCAGAAGUGAAAUGCUUUUGUAGAAAGAACCAUUAGCAUGGAUCUAAAAAAUAUUUAUAUCUAUCUAGCAUUCCAAGUGUGCUCAUGUUUUAUGUAUCUGCUAUGUAGUAGUAUCUAGUGUGCAAGACAUGUACUGCAAGGACACUCCCACUCUGUAUUCACGAUAUAAUCAGCUAUCCCCUGAAAGACUUUUCUAAUGCAAACAUGAUUAGCAGGUGUUA